AUGGCACCCAGGUUCAUACGCAAUCUCGUGCCCCAGCGCGAGGCCAAGGCCGGUAGUAGGACGCUUUGGCAGGCGCUCAAGACCGUCACGUUCGUUCAGUGGCUGCAGCUGUUCACAGGAUGGGUAGCAUGGUCGUGCGAUGCCAUCGACUUCUUCAGCGUCUCCCUCACGGGUACACUACUCGACAAGCAGUUUGGCAAAGACAAUACACAACUUACGACCGCCAUAACACUUACCCUCCUCUUUCGGUCCAUCGGAGCCGUCCUCUUCGGUGUCAUGUCCGAUCGCUUCGGCCGCAAAUGGCCACUCGUCAUCAACCUCUCCCUCGUCUCCGUCUUCUCGCUCGCGACCGGCUUCGUGCAGACCUUCAAACAGUUCCUCGCUGUGCGCGCUCUCUUCGGCGUCGCCAUGGGCGGCAUCUGGGGGCUCGCCGCUUCCACCGCUCUGGAAAACCUGCCUGUCGAGGUGCGCGGGCUUGCGUCUGGCCUUCUCCAAGAAGGAUACGCCGUCGGGUACUUGUUUGCGGCUGUGGUAGAUCUGUACUUGGUGCCGGAGACGGGAAACAACUGGCGUGCGCUGUUCUGGACGGGGAGCGGGAUCAGUGCGUUCGCGGCCGUUCUGAGGGCGAUCACGCCCGAGUCGGAGGUGUUCUUGCGGGCGAAGGCGAUCGAGAAGGCGAAGGGGACGGAUACGAGCAAGAAGACUAAGAUCUUUGUGCACGAGACGAAGGAGAUGCUGAAGCAGCAUUGGAAGUUGUGUAUAUAUGCAGUGCUGCUUAUGACGGGUUUCAACUUCCUGUCGCACGGAUCUCAGGACCUGUACCCGAUCUACCUCGAAACGUCGAAAGGCAUUGGCACGCGCGACGCAACAAUUGCCACCAUCAUCGGGAACUGCGGUGCUAUCGUUGGAGGCGCUUUCGCUGGUUGGGGAAGCCAAUAUAUCGGCCGUCGGCUGACCAUCGUUAUCUGCUGCGUCCUCGUCGGCGCGUUCAUCCCGCUCUGGAUCCUACCUUCGGGCUUCUCCGCACUCGCGGCGGGCGCAUUCUGCAUUCAGAUCGGUGUGCAGGGCGCUUGGGGUGUCAUCCCAAUCUUCCUCGCUGAGAUCUCCCCGCCUGCGUUCCGCGCGACGUUCCCGGGUGUCGCGUAUCAGCUUGGAAACAUGGUCUCCUCGGCGUCGUCUCAGAUUGAAGCACGCGGCGGCGACAACUUCACGCUGUCAAACGGCCAGCCGAACUACGCGCCCGUGCAGGGUAUAUUUAUCGGUGUCGUCACGGCGUUUGUGCUGCUUAUAACUAUUGUUGGACCUGAAAAACACGCGGCACGCUUCGAGAAGCACAAGACGGCUUUCGAGGAGGGCGGAGCCGACGACGACGCUGUCUUGGAAGACGAAUAUGCCAGCGGCAGCGCGUCGGAUCCUGAGCGCCGGCCGACGGAGGUAGAGGAGGUCCACGAGAAACGGAGUCAGGAGAGCCUGAGCACAUGA
Messenger RNA from Coniophora puteana RWD-64-598 SS2, 1482 nucleotides. Its product is annotated as MFS general substrate transporter. NCBI's taxonomy places the organism in Eukaryota, Fungi, Basidiomycota, Agaricomycetes, Boletales, Coniophoraceae. The record is from RefSeq and is a predicted model, not a curated record. Gene Ontology annotation, biological process: plasma membrane lactate transport. The coding region runs from base 1 to 1482 and encodes 493 amino acids. The transcript has 12 exons. Gene Ontology annotation, molecular function: secondary active monocarboxylate transmembrane transporter activity. Gene Ontology annotation, cellular component: plasma membrane.